Molecule: messenger RNA, 2633 nt
Organism: Stegostoma tigrinum
Lineage: Eukaryota; Metazoa; Chordata; Chondrichthyes; Orectolobiformes; Stegostomatidae
Gene: tpte
Product: transmembrane phosphatase with tensin homology
Exons: 19
Coding region: 207-1742 (511 amino acids)
Biological process (GO): dephosphorylation; monoatomic ion transport; transmembrane transport
Cellular component (GO): membrane; cytosol
Molecular function (GO): phosphatidylinositol-3,4,5-trisphosphate 3-phosphatase activity; protein tyrosine/serine/threonine phosphatase activity; monoatomic ion channel activity
Source: RefSeq, a predicted model, not a curated record
UCUCUGCAUCGUAUUUAAUUCUGAGCUCCGCUUCUGUUUCACCAUCCUCUGCGUGAUAAGGGCUACCUGCUUCUACCACCUGUAAACUUGCCUGUGUUCGUCUCUGUCUCCACCUAUUCGGGGUUGAUGGAAAGUGCUCCUAAAAACUUGCACUGCUGUUUCUGGGUAUUGAUUAUGAAAAUAUCAAACCAGGACUGAAUGACCACAUGUCAGCUGUCGGAUACAGUGCUGGAUUUGAUGCUGAUGGUUUCAGUGAUGACAUGGAAGCCAAAGUGCAAAUAGAUGAUGGGAAAAUGGAAUGUGUUGGACCAGACACCUGGUAUAAUCAGAUCAAGAAAAUAAUUGCACCUUAUGUCAUGUCGUUCUGGUUUCGGAUUUUUGGUAUCGUUCUCAUAAUUGUUGAUGUUGUUCUUGUAAUUGUGGACUUGUCAACAGCAAAUAAAAGUAAACCUUUUAGACAUGGAAUUGUAGGAGUAUCAUUGGCUAUAUCCUUCUUCUUCGCUAUUGAUGUCCUCCUUCGAAUCUUUGUUGAAGGGUUCCGUGUAUAUUUUCGUUCCAAGCUUAACAUUUUGGAUGCAGUUAUUGUGGUUGUUACCCAGGUUAUUACAAUGGUAUAUGCCUUUUCUGAUUUGAGUGGAGCAACUCUUAUUCCCAGGGUGGUUACUGUUUUCCGAGUGCUUCGAGUUGUCAUCUUGGUUAGAAUUUUCAGGCUUGCCUCACAGAAAAAACAUCUUGAGAAGGCUACCAGACGAAUGGUAUCUGAAAACAAAAGGCGCUACCAAAAGGAUGGAUUUGACUUGGAUCUCACUUACAUAACUGACAGAGUAAUUGCUAUGUCAUUCCCAUCCUCUGGAAAGCAGUCGCUGUAUAGAAAUCCAAUUGAGGAAGUUGCAAGAUUUUUUGACACCAAGCACAAGGAUCACUAUAAGGUCUAUAAUCUAUGCAGUGAAAAGGGCUACAAUCCCAGAUUCUUUCAUUACAGAGUGGAAAGAGUGUUCAUUGAUGACCACAAUGUGCCUGCACUGGAGGACAUGCUGAAAUUUACAGCUAAUGUACGGGACUGGAUGGCAGCUGAUGAGAAGAAUGUUAUUGCAAUUCAUUGUAAAGGUGGCAAAGGCAGAACUGGAACAAUGGUCUGUACCUGGCUGAUUGACAGUGAUCAAUUUGAGAAUGCAAAAGAAAGCUUAGACUAUUUUGGAGAAAGGAGAACUGACACAAGUGUCAGUUCAAAAUUUCAAGGAGUGGAAACUCCUUCCCAGAGCAGAUAUGUUGGAUAUUAUGAAGUCAUGAAAAAUGAGUACAAACGCCAAACUCCUCCUCAGAAGAAGCUAAAAAUGAAAAGCAUUAGAAUCUAUUCCAUUCACGGAGUUGGUCGUAACAAUGGGAGUGACCUGAAAGUUGAAAUUAUUGUGAAGAAAGUGCUCGUAUUUCAGUGUGUUUGUGCAACACAGGAAAACUGCAAGCUAUUCUUUGAUGCUGGGAGUAACUCUGCUAUAAUUAGCUUGGAGAAUGGUCCUGAAGUGAGCGGUGAUGUUAAAGUCAGAUUUGAGUCUAGUGGGGGCCUUCCUAAAGGUUAUGAUGACUGUCCAUUCUACUUCUGGUUCAACACAUCUUUCAUUGUAAAUAAUAGGCUCUACUUGUCUAGAGAUGAACUUGACAACCCACACAAACCCAAAACCUGGAAAAUCUACAGCGAAAAAUUUGCAGUGGAGGUGAAUUUUGAUGAUCCUGAUUCCAGUUAAGCUAAUGCCACCUCAAGAACAGAAUGGGUACAGAAUGAUUCCAGGCAGUUUAUAAUGUAAAUAUUGUAUUGGGAGUCUGGUACUGCCUUCAGUGGGGGGAAAUAUGUGGGAACUUCUACUUGCUGCAAGAUAUUCAUGUUAAGUACUUCAGACUUGUAACUAAAGGAAAAACUGUUGGAAAAUAGUCAUCAUUCUGGUGCUGAGGGCCACCUUCUUCUUCACCACAACCCCUUUCCAGCCCAUUUUUUUUCCUUGAAGAAUUGCCAGUGUUGUAUUUACCUCAUCGGAAGGAGGGUGAUUAUCAGUUACCCCAGGACUGGAUUAGUUUUGAUAUUUUUUACUUCAUAAAAACUGUUCAGUGGCAUUUUAUUUUCCCCAGAAGAGACAUGAGCUACCAGCAAUGUGAUGUCAGGGCUAAUAAAAAGCCAUCCCCCUGCACUCCCUACUGUGACAUUCUGAUUUGUUGAAAUGAUUUGUCCUUUGUGAUAUUUCAGUAGCCUGAUAACGUAUUGAAACAUAGUUGUGCAGUAUUGAAUUGUGCCACUGAAACACUUAGAUACUUGUGUUCUUCAGAUGAAAGGCUCCAACCACAAAUAGCACUGCACUGUGGGAGGGACAGGAGCAAAAGAGACUUGUUCGGCACAGGCAUUAAUGUAAUUAUCCUAUUGAUACUUAAGUGAUCCGACUAUUCAUAUCUGCUUAAAAUGAAGUGGCUUUUCUGUAUGUUACAAAACCUUAAGCCUAGAUCACUUCUUCCAAUUGAAUUUGUGCACACUUCAUGUUUUGAUAUGAAACUUGAAUAUUACCACACAUACUUGAACUACAUAUUUAGUGAUGUUUGUUUAACUAUUAAAUGUCAGUAGUUAUCAAAUGCAUCUAUCACCGAAUCCA